GCACCGCCACCACUCCCCGUGGCGGUGGAGUGGGGAGUAGAGCGAGCUSUGUAGYGUYUGUAUCGGCGGCUGGCGCUCGUGGACGAUCUUAAAAUCCCAAGACAUGUAUUUCCUUGGACUGUUGUCUUUGCUUGUUUUGCAAAGCAAGGCCUUCAGCACCAACUUUCCUGAUGAAACCAUUGCAGAGCUUUCUGUGAAUGUUUACAACCAGCUGCGAGCUACAAGAGAAGAUGAGAAUAUUCUCUUCUCUCCUUUGGGUAUUGUAAUAGCCAUGGGGAUGGUAGAGCUUGGAGCCCAUGGAACCACCUUGAAAGAAAUUCGACAUUCAUUGGGUUUUGACAGCUUAAAAAAUGGUGAGGAGUUGGCCUUCUUGAAGGACCUCUCUGAUAUGGCAACUACUGAAGAAAGUCAUUAUGUUCUGAAUAUUGCCAACUCCCUCUAUGUGCAGAAUGGAUUUCAUGUCAGUGACAAGUUUUUGCAACUGGURAAAAAAUACUUCAAAGCUGAAGUAGAGAACAUAGAUUUCAGUCAAAGUGUGGCUGUAGCCACCCACAUCAAUAAGUGGGUGGAGAAUCAUACAAACAAUAUGAUCAAAGAUUUUGUGUCGUCAAGCGAUUUUGGAGCUCUAACCCAUUUGGCUCUAAUCAAUGCAAUCUACUUUAAGGGUAACUGGAAAUCACAGUUCAGACCUGAAAACACAAGAACUUUUUCUUUCACUAAAGAUGAUGAAAGUGAAGUGCAGAUUCCCAUGAUGUACCAGCAAGGAGAGUUUUACUAUGGAGAGUUCAGUGAUGGCUCCAAUGAAGCUGGUGGUAUCUACCAGGUUCUGGAAAUACCCUAUGAAGGAGAYGAGAUGGGUAUGAUGAUCAUUCUUUCCAGACAAGAAGUUCCCCUGGCCACACUGGAGCCACUGGUCAAAGCCUCGUUGAUUGAUGAAUGGGCUAACUCUGUGAAAAAACAAAAAGUGGAAGUAUAUUUGCCAAGGUUCACGGUGGAACAAGAAAUUGAUCUGAAAGAUGUCAUGAAGGGUCUUGGAAUUACGGAAUUAUUCAGCAGCAAUGCUGACCUUACUGCAAUGUCUGAUAACAAGGAGCUUUUYCUCGGAAAGGCUUUUCAUAAAGCAUUCCUAGAAGUUAACGAGGAAGGAUCAGAAGCUGCUGUUGCCUCAGGAAUGAUCGCUAUUAGUAGAAUGGCAGUGCUGUAUCCCCAGGUGAUAGUUGAUCAUCCUUUUUUCUUUUUGGUCAGAAACAGACGAACAGGUACUGUCUUGUUCAUGGGAAGGGUAAUGCACCCUGAAGCAAUGAAUGCAAGUGGCCAUGACUUUGAAGAGCUUUAGCUACCACCAGCUGCCAAAAAAAAAAAAAAGGAAAUAAGCACAUAAAGUUUGAAGUUAAUAUAUUUAAGGUUUGCUGUGUUUUUUCCCCCAAAAUACUGUUUAAAAGUCUUUCAGGUUUAACUGUGGCUUAAAUUGCAAGUUGUUUCUGGAGGAAAGUUUGCAGUAUUAAAAUAAUGUUCUGUUUCUGUAAUUGUGAUUGCUGUGUCCUUAAAAUAAAGUUGUAUACAUGUCAACAGCUGCUGCUUGUUCUAGUGAAUUGUAAAGCAAAAAAAAAAAUUUGCAACUCCAUAAACCCUAAAUUUUUUACAGUCCAAAGGCUGACUUGAUCAAUGAGACAGGAGCAGAAUGUGUGCAGCUCUGAAUAAUGCAAAUGGCAAACCUUAAGGACUUAGAGCUGGAUGAGGAAUUAUAUCUGGAAAAUGUAAUUUUGUCCUGUUCUUGUAGUAAACAGACUGCAAUGUGGUGUUCCAUCAAAGUUAAUGGAAUAAAUUAAGCCUAGUGGAUUUUUAUUCCAUAAAUUAGCUGCAGUAGACUUUUUUGUGUGAAUCUCCCACAUGUCAUCCUAAAAAGUUGUUUUUAUGAAUGCUUCUGCAUGUGCCCCUGCAAUUUACUUUCCAUAAGUGUUGAUGCCAAUAAAAUUUGAUAGCAUGAAUAUUUAGACUAGUCAGUGGAGAAUAGCUAUAUAUAUAUGGCUGAAAUAAAUUAAUUGAAAGGGUCACAUCAUUCACGCGGAUGUAUUUUCUCCCCCAGAAUAGUUGUUGUUCUUGGCAAACUCAAACUUUGUACCAUCUUACAUCAAUGAUCUAGAAUGACCUUUCUUUUAAAAUAAAAAUCUUAAUUUCAAGAGUUGAAAUAUAUUCGGUUCAUAAAUAUCUAAUGGAACAUAAUCCUUUUUGUUCUCAGUUUAUUGAGAAUAAACAGAUAGAGGAGAGGGACACACAGCAUAAGUAAAUAUUAGCAAGGGGUUUAGUUGUCAUUCCCGUUAGUGGGAGGGAAGAGAGGUACCAGUUAUCACCAGAAAGGCAGAUAAUUAUUUCUUUCCUGUUUGUAUAAAAUAUAAAAUGAACAGGAGUUACUCAAAGUUAAAAGAGAAUAGGGAAGUAUUGUCUUUGGGGAAUAAAGGGGAAUGCUUUUAAGAAGGAGCAGAGGUGAACUUUACUAAUACCUAAAACUAGCCUCAGUGUAACAGGAAAGAGCUUCUAUGAAAUGGAGUUAGGUGAUGGCUGGUUCUUCAUAUUUAAAUAAUUCUUUUAAUAUCCUCUGUUUGUAAAAGUGUCUGAGAUGCUAAGGAUUUCUUGUUUUAAACUUUAUGGGAGGCCUGAAAAAUAGGUGGGUGUUCUUAAGCUAAAUUUACAUUUCAGGCAAGUUUGAGGCAAUUACUGAGUUUGAAAGAAAGGACAAAGCAGAUGACAGCUCAGUGAUGUUUGUUCUCAGUGAAGUUCUUCCUGACCAAUUUUUAUUUCCUUGGAUCAAUCUGUUGCAGUGUAGAAGCUUCUUGUUAAGGGGAGGACUUUGAAGAUAGACUUGAACUAAAGCURUGGAGUUAUGGAGUGACGACUGCCAGUCAACGAUAUUGAUAGAGGAUGUCAGGCAAGUGCAUAGACUUCCCUACCAGUUAGACUGAGCAUAGGUACUAAGUGGUAAGAUGCAGAACCUCAUAGUUUAAAGACUCAUUUUGAGAAUUGCUUCAGUGAGCAUUUAAGAAAAACAAUAGAAACAAGAGCAAAAAGUAGUUACCUUGUUAGAUACUCAUGAAAUAUCCAGUUUAUCUACC
Molecule: messenger RNA, 3110 nt
Organism: Nothoprocta perdicaria
Lineage: Eukaryota; Metazoa; Chordata; Aves; Tinamiformes; Tinamidae
Gene: SERPINI1
Product: serpin family I member 1
Exons: 9
Coding region: 104-1336 (410 amino acids)
Biological process (GO): negative regulation of endopeptidase activity
Molecular function (GO): serine-type endopeptidase inhibitor activity
Source: RefSeq, a predicted model, not a curated record